This is a messenger RNA of Hyla sarda, 1290 nucleotides long. RefSeq names its product mitochondrial ornithine transporter 1-like. Bases 288 to 1088 code for a protein of 266 amino acids. Gene Ontology annotation, molecular function: L-ornithine transmembrane transporter activity. The transcript has 6 exons. The record is from RefSeq and is a predicted model, not a curated record. Gene Ontology annotation, biological process: mitochondrial L-ornithine transmembrane transport. Lineage: Eukaryota; Metazoa; Chordata; Amphibia; Anura; Hylidae.
UUACAAGGAAUUACGGUCUAGACAUUUGACCACACACAUGAACUAGGAAGGUCCUUUAACAUACUCUUAUAGAAUUUAUACUAGUCACAUGACCGAAGGUCCUGCGACACCAUAUAUACAAUUAAAUAUACAUAUAAACAUCACAAAGAAGAAGGAAGAGGUGACUAGGGGCUAUCUUAUCAGGAGGAUGCUACUGGAACGAAGUAACUCUGACUUUGGGGACCACCAUACAAGGCGGUGUGGCCUGUGUGGUCAGUGGACAGCCCUUUGACACAGCCAAGGUUAAGAUGCAGACUUUCCCAUCAAUGUAUCGAAGUUUUAUGGACUGCACAGUGCGAACAUACCGUGUAGAGGGAAUGCGUGGGUUGUAUCAUGGCACCGUUCCGGCUUUGUUAGCAAAUGUCUCAGAAAAUGCAGUGCUGUUUGCAUGUUAUGGCUUUUGUCAGAAUCUUGUGUGUCAGGUCCUGGGGAUGCAAGAUCCAUCACAGCUUAGAGACUAUCACAAGGCUACUUCGGGCUCUUUGGCUUCUGUCUUCUCCUCACUGGUACUUUGUCCAACAGAACUGGUGAAGUGCCGUAUGCAAACACAGCAUGAGAUGCGAAUGUCUGGAUACAAAGGCAUAACAAAUAAGAGCACACCCUGGUCCAUUGUUUGUGAUAUCCUGAAAACAGAAGGUGUUUGUGGCCUCUACCGUGGACUCAGCAGCACAUGGCUGCGGGAAAUUCCUGGGUACUUCUUCUUUUUUGGUGGCUAUGAGCUGAGCAGCAGAAUUCUUAAUUCAAGUUCUGGAGAUCAACCAGGUGCACUUGUAGUCACAAUAAGUGGCGGUGUGGGUGGGGCCUGUUUUUGGCUCUCUGUAUAUCCAGUGGACUCUGUGAAGUCAAGAAUUCAGGUUUUGUCCAUAGCGUCUCCCUCUGGGGGUUUCUUGAUUUCCUUGCUGCACAUAUUAAAGAAAGAAGGAAUCCUCAACCUGUACAGUGGACUGAUGCCCACUGUCAUCAGGGCAUUCCCUUCCAAUGCUGCUCUCUUUUUGGCCUACGAAAUGACGAAAAGGACUCUAACAAAAUGGUCAUAUAAUCAGAACUGAAUGAAGAAGACAGUUACUGCAGCCUUUCCAUUGUUUUUCUACCCUGGUUCCCCCUGUGUUAUGUAUGUUUCUGUCAUAUUAACGUGAUUCCUUACUGUUCUAUCUUUAGUGAAGACUAAAUAAUGUUAGAUUGAAUCCUUAAAUACUGUUCUGCCUUUUCACUGUUUUAUACUGGUGUGUGUGUAUAUAUAAUAAACUCAAA